AUGGCACAACUAGAGAGAGAGCCAUUGCUAACAAGGCCUAAUACUGCAUCUGAUGGGCGCAAAAACACGCAGGAUAUGGAAUCUCAUUCUAUUCGCGGAGGCUCAUCGGGAAGCGGUAAAGUACCGAAAGUUGGCGCUCAGAGGACCUCCCGUACAGCACAAAAACUGAAGCUUCUACCCGAAGAACCUUUCAAUAGACAGGGAGACGAGCUUCUUGAUGCCACCGAUAGGGAUGUUUAUUCACAGGUGAACAGAAUUACAGACACUCCGGCCAGGAGAGACGCAGAAAAGUUGGGAAAGGGCCAAAGACACCUUCUUCCGAGAGUGACUGGUUACUGCACAUCUAGCUCAUAUAAUAUGAAAGAACUGAUAAGAUGGCUCAAAGAUUGCAAAAAGCUUCACCAUACGCAUCCCAAGUUAUUCGACGAGUGUCUGUUCACUCCUUUUAUUUACACAGACUGGAGAGGUGACAAAAGGUUUGCCGAUGAGGACGUAAUACGACUUGAUGACGAAGGCGGUGAGAUAAACGUAAGUGACAAACAGCCGGACCUCUUUAUAUUCGAGUACGGUGUUAUCGUAAUGUGGGGGUUCACUGAACGCGAAGAGAAAGCAUUUUUAAAUGACGUUGAGAAGUUUGAGAAAGAAAAGCUGGCUGAAGAAGACGUACAAAUCGAGGAGUUCAACUAUUAUAUUACUCAAAGCUACCAACCAAGAAUUUAUAAUGAUUUUAUCACCUUGAGGGAUGGGUCGAACUAUAUGAUAAAAUUAUCUAUAUCGCAUGCCAUUGCACAGAGCGUAAAAAUAUCACUCUUCGAAGAACUAGUCGACAAUACUAUUGAGGACACCCAAGAUAUUCCUCAGCAGAUUGCCUCCAGUGGUAAAGUAUCUAUGAGCAAAGAGGAUAUCAUGAAGAGUAUAGGAGAAUUAUUCAUUCUUCGUAUUAAUAUUAAUUUGCAUGGUUCGGUACUUGAUUCACCCGAGAUAAUGUGGUCUGAGCCUCAACUGGAGCCCAUAUAUUAUGCAACCAGGGGAUAUCUUGAGAUUAAUCAAAGGGUUGCAUUAGUUAACCAAAGGCUCGAAGUAAUAUCUGAUCUUUUGCAAAUGCUUAAAGAACAAUUAGGGCACUCGCAUGAAGAAUAUCUGGAGUUUAUCAUCAUCGUGUUGGUCGGAGUGGAAGUCCUCGUUUCUUUAAUCAAUAUUGUUGUUGACCUCUUGUCUGAUUCUAAGUGA
Molecule: messenger RNA, 1230 nt
Organism: Lachancea nothofagi CBS 11611
Lineage: Eukaryota; Fungi; Ascomycota; Saccharomycetes; Saccharomycetales; Saccharomycetaceae
Source: the annotation of a GenBank genome assembly